Gambusia affinis (western mosquitofish) is the source of this 2917-nucleotide messenger RNA. It is a transcript of the gene lrrc3ca, whose product is annotated as leucine rich repeat containing 3Ca. Gene Ontology annotation, molecular function: protein binding. The coding region runs from base 933 to 1727 and encodes 264 amino acids. Lineage: Eukaryota; Metazoa; Chordata; Actinopteri; Cyprinodontiformes; Poeciliidae. The transcript has 2 exons. The record is from RefSeq and is a predicted model, not a curated record.
UCUCUCUCUCGCUCCCUCUCUCAUGUGGCUGUUUUUAUAGUGAAUUUGAUUUGGGCUUCCUUAUCGGCUCGCAGCAGGCAGGAAGAAAGCGGCCAAGGAUCCCCAGACCUGGCAGCCAGGCUGGCAUGUUUGAAACAACAAGCUUUCAGAUCAAACAUGAUUAGUGUGGGCUGCUAGCAUCGCAUGAGAUCAUUUCUGCGUGUUUUGCGUGAGUGUGAGUGUGCGUGUGUGUGUGUGUGUGUGUGUGUGUGUGGGAGGGGCCGCUCACUUAGUGCCACCUGAUGCUCGACGCACAUCAGGCCCCCUUCAGUCCCGGCAAUCAGCACACCGCACGCCAGUGAACGCGUUCAGCUGGACUACCACAAAAAGGCUUUUUACAUGAAUUUGCCCUGCAGGCGUUCAGCUGCUGCUGCAGAGGAGAACAGCCCUUCAGUGCGCGCGCUCACUCUUAAGUCGCACCGUGCGUCCCGCGCGCUUCACUCGCUCUGCAUUCACCGGGAAGGGGGAACAAACUGGGGGGGUUAUGUGUACUUUUUUUUUUUAAGAAUCCAUGAAACCGCAUAACCCCCCGCGGGGUCAGUUCACGUUGCCCGGGUUUUGUGGUUGCGUGGAAACAUAAACUACAACGACAACAAAAGAGGAGAAGGUUUUCGGUCAGCGGAGAGGAGCCGCGGAGUGCAGGAGCCAUUUCCAGAGACGCGUCCGCGGUUUCCCGCAGCGGAUCGGGUGCAGAGGUUGAGCGGAGCAGCCUUGUUGUCGCGGACCGAUCCGCGGAGCUGAUCAGCGGGGGAGCCGCUCCGUCCACCCAGAGACGCGCCAUGGAGAGAAGAGCAGAAACGGGAGCGGCGACGUUCGUCAGCACCAGGGGAGAUUGAUGUGGACUUCCACCCUGAACUCCUGCGGUCUUCCCUGGAGCAUGCCCGUAGCCCACCAUGCACCUGGCUGCAGUCUGGCUGCUGCGUUACUCGGUGGUCAUGUGUUUGCUGUUGCACAGCUUGGUCUUGAUGGCCUUCUGCUUCCAUCAUGCUGCCACCACUUGCUCCAAGAGGUGCUACUGCUCUGAGACGGAGAGUGGAGGCAAGACGAUGCGUUGCAGCAAUCUGCAGCUCACGGAGAUCCCAGAGGACAUCCCCAACGACACGCAACAUGUCUACCUUGACUUCAAUCUUCUAUCCGCAGUACCACCGAAUGCGUUUGCUGGUUUGACCCACUUAGUAGAACUGGAUCUGUCGCACAACGAGAUAAGCCAGCUGGAGCCCGGAGCAUUCAGAGGACUCGGUUCCUCCCUGCAGUUCCUGGAUCUGUCUUCAAACAAGUUGGUGAACUUUAACCCUGACGCCUUUGAGGGCCUUCGAGCUCGCGCCAAUCUGACGAACAACCCGUGGCUUUGCGACUGCAAUCUGCAGAUGGCAUUGCCCCGUGUGGACCUGGAGCCAGCCUCGCUGACGGGUAUAGUGUGCCAGACGUCUGAUCCAGAGGAAAUAGGAGUUCAAGGACUUGCGUUCCUGUUGGAACCGGAUAUAGACCUGUGUGUGGUGAUGAAGAGGACUACAGAUGUAGCUAUGCUGGUUGUUAUGUUUGGCUGGUUCACCAUGGUCAUUUCCUACCUGGUCUACUACGUCCGUGCAAAUCAGGAGGAUGCCCGCAGACACUUGGAGUAUCUCAAAUCGUUGCCCAGCAGGCAGGGCAAGUCAGAGGAGUCCUCCACCAUCAGCACUGUGGUGUAGUCACAAACAGAACCUAAAAUCCUAAAUCACCACAAGCAGGUGUGGCAUGUAUCUAGAAAGUAAUUCUGAAUCUCAAGGAUUUCCUUGCUGUUGAAGAGAGGAAAUAAAACAUUUUUAUACACAGAAAGACUGAGGUGGAUGUAAUGUAGUCCGGAUAAAUAAUUCAUCUUUCUGGAGGCCAUUAGAACUUUUUGUUGGCUGAGUUGAUGGCCUUGCCUGUACACUAAGCAAGUAAAAGCAGUGAACUCCAGAAAUGGAAUACAAAUGGGUUUUAUCCAGUGGUGCAUGUAUCUCAAUGCUCCUCUACAGUGGUCAAGACACAGUUAGCAAUAUCAAUGGUCUUACAGUGCUAUUAUCACGCUCUGCGUAAUAUGUUUCUCAGUAGAGUCCUAAUAUUAUAGACCCAUCUAAUACAAGUAAAAGUGGCAUUUUCAAGUUAAUAUGAUGUUCUGUGAGUUUGUCUUAUUGAGAACAAUAAAGACACACUGCUUCAGAGCAGUCAAUCAAACGUUUGGAACUUUAACACAUUUUGGAGAUGUUACAGCUGCAAACGCAGGUGAAUGUUCAACACAAGGUAAACAUAACUGUGAAAUGAACAUGAAAUAUGUUUUUUGUGUGGUGCACACUAAUCACAAUGACAACUGCCUUCCUACGCAAUUCCACUUGAUUCUCAUCUCCCUUCACUGCAUCAUCUAGAAUUUCUGACUUCAUUUCUCUAGUUGAUUUUCAACCGGGCCAAUCAGCAAAAAGUAAGGGUUGUGAACAAUGGCGUUAAGUUUCUGUGCUGUUUUACAAUUGCAGUCUGCCUAAAUAGGGUUGUAGUUUGGCAAUGGCAGUGGAGCGUAGGAUGUGAACAAAGACAUUCAGUCCGUGUUGGCCACGCUUCCAAAUAUUGAGCAAUUCAAAUGGGAGCAAGAGGAAUGUUUAAGACAUUUUAUUGCUGGCAAAGAUGUUGUUCAGCUCAGCACUUCUCUCUUGACAUCCUUGGGGGAUGGUAGUUUAUAACGCACAUAAUUUCCAGUAACUUUCAAAGCUUACUGGAAAUGCAUCAUGUCCAAACAUUAGUCUUUGGAUAAAAUUAGGUCAAACUUAAAAGAGAGUUCACGCCUCCAGGAAGCAGUCAUUUCACAAUAGCUGUAGGUCCAGACCCUUUGGACGAAGCCAGGAGUAAAACAAGGCGGUGAAUUGUA